AGUUGCUCCUGGUCUUAUUUUGGACAUUUGACGCAGUUUCGUGAAACCAACAAAUCGUAUUCGCCCACAGAGGUAUUUCUCCCGCCCUCUCAAGAGCACUAGUGUCACUAUGGUAACGACAGUGUUUGAUAGUGGGGUCUCUUCCAUCAGCAAUAACAGAAGGUAGCAAAACGACAUGUUUCUGGUACAAAAAUAAGUGGAAUAUGGCUGUUUUUUUCUGAACAACUAAAAGCAGCCGUUUUUCUAAAACAUAAGAUUACCAACAUAAUGUUUCCCAACAGAUUGGUGUCCCCUUGACUGUCCUCCAGCCUUCUGUCAUUUCUCUCAUGAGCAGCCAGAGCUGACCCUCUGCCAGGAUGGAGGUGGCCGUCUCUGCCCCGCAGAUACUCUCGGAGCCCCAGAGGAGGGGGACUCCUCUGCCUCUGAGCCAGCUGGUAGAGGAGAGCAGGAGCAGAGCCAACAUCCCCAAUCAUCUACUGGAAUCAAAAAUCUAUGCUAAACUGAAAAGCAACAGCUUGAUCCAGGCAGAGCCCCCAGAGCUCCACUUCAGUGGCUUUGAGCUUGGGAAGGAUUACCUAAAGAUUCUGAAACUAAUCAACAUCUCAUCUGAAGUUAUGAAUAUUCAUAUCAUUCCCACUCAAACCAAGCACUUCCAAACAACUUAUACCAAAAAGUAUCGACUCAUCCCCGGCCUCGCCUACACACUGAGGGUCCGAUUCUGUCCUGACGAGUGGCGUUACUUCUAUGACUGCAUUCGGGUUCACUGCAAGGGGGAAGACAACCUGUUAAUUCCAGUUCAUGCUUACCCUGUCAUCGAUGACCUGCAUGUCCCUCCUCGCAUCGACCUAUCAGCCGUACCACUUGGACAAAGCGUAAGCCACGCUAUUCCUCUGAGAUGCAGCUGUCCCAUUGACUUCGAGUUUCAGGUGUACAUUAUUCAGCCCCAUGAGGCUUUCUCUAUCCACCCUCUUACAGGCGUGAUACCAGCCAAUGGUGAGGUGAAGCUCACAGUGACCUUCAGUCCUAUACAGUAUGAGACUUCUCAGCUCACCAUCCAGCUGGUCAUCUCACAAUUCAACACCAAACCCUACCUCUGUACCAUUACUGGGAGUUCUGCUCCUCAUCAUUCCUUCAGUCAGCCGGUGAGAAAGUCGGGUCAUGGAGAUGCAGCGCUUGCAGAAUACAAAGGACCUGCAUCUGCCACCCAGGUGCCUCCUCGAAGUAAAACCAAAUACAGGUCAACCAAGGAGGCUGACAAAUCAAAGACACUGAGAGAUCAACCUGGACUGAAGCCGUCUGUGGAUGUUUCUACCCCAGCAGGGGUUGCAAAAAUGCUGAUCAAAGACACCAAUAAACUCAGCUCUAAAGCCUUGAGGGAAGCCAUAUCCUGUGGCAGUGUUGUUGGUCUGCAGAACAAGCAGAUGAAGGAGGCCCUGUUCCUAAAAAAGGUUCAACAAAAUGUGAAAGAGGAGCAAGCCAACCAUGUCAGAUGGCAAGUUCAUCUGGGUAAAGACCCUGUGUCAGAGCAGACCAGGAGGCAGAUACUGGAGGAGAGAGAGAUUGCGCUGCAUGAAUACAUGGUAAAAAGGGGAGAUGUGAGCCAAGAGGAAGACUUUGCUGCUGGACAACUUAAACUUUCCUCCAGACGAGUGCUUUGCGAAGCUGGACAGGCCCCAGAGGGAGCCCCAUCCUUCCAGUUUUACCCCAGUUUUCAGUGGGAGCUGAGACAAAGAGCCCUCAGACUGUUUCAGCAGGCAGCACGCAAGGUUGUGAUCCGAUGUCGCAUGAAGCGGAGACUGGCGUGUUUGAAGAAGCUGGCAGACGGCAGGAGGAGCCUGCCCUCGGCGCAGAAAGCUGAAGAGCAGAGUACACAUGAUCUGAAGAUCUCACCAGACAAAGUCUUUCCAUUUUCUUUUCCUGUUUUUCUUGAUGAGGAUGACCCACUGGCUUGCAGUCAUUUGGUCACAGCGCCUGUGGAUCCUAUUGAUGUGACUGUGACAACACAUAUCCCUUUCUUCAAGCUUCAAGUUCCACAGCACUAUAAGCUUAUGGGCUACCAUCCUGUGUCAACCUGGGAGGCAUUUAACUCUUAUAUCCCCACUACUCUGGCCAGACCACUUCGCACUGGAGCUCUGGACGAGGCUGGAGCCCAGUCUCCAGAGGCCAGAGUAGAGAAGGAACAGCAGCAUGAAAAUGAGGCGGAAGCUGUGGAAGCAGAGCAGGCUGUCAGUCUCAGCUUCAAAGCCCCUGAAGCUCUGCUCAGACCUUUUCCUGCAAACCCACUCAGAAUCUUUAACCCAGCUCCAGGACUGCAGGCUUACAAACCGACCCCUAAAUACCUGGAGAGUGAUCUGGAGUUCUACCUCUGCCCUCUGCCCAGGUACACUGUCCCUGAGAGCGACAUGUGUAGCACACAAACUCAGCACACUCAGAAGAAGUUUCUGGACUGCAAGGAUGUGAUAAAAGGGGUUAUGACAUGGAAGAAUUUUGAUUCGAUCACCUUGAACUGUCUGUCCAACCAACCUGCUCUCACCAGUGGCUGUUCCCCACGCAGGUUUUAGAACCUUGGAUUUCAUCAACCUGACAAAAAUGCACAUUUUCACUUGACUGCAGUGCAGAUGACCACAUCUUAGUAGUUUUGGACUGAAGUGAUGUAUUGAUAUUACCUCUGUGAUCUGCCUUAGUUCCUGUUUGUUGUACUUAUUUUACGAAAAAACAUGUUGUUAAGGCAUAGUGUUAUCCUAAAUAUAGCUGUUUUAUAAAGUCAUUCUUCACUGUACUACUUACUGUAUAUCUCUCUGUGUGGAGAGUCUAGGUCACAUGGAGGCAAAGAGCCCAGCACCUGGUCUCCACUUACACUGUGAAAUAAUGAUUUAUUCAGCAUUUAGCCUGAAUGGACAGUGAAUAAAUUAUGAUAUUUUGAUGUAGUGUAUUAGUGAACACAGCAUCAGGCUGUCCUGUUCUAUUUGUGGUGCACUCUAUGCUUCUCUAUGCACCCUGUCACAAUGAAUACAACUCAGGUGUGCAUAACACUUUGUGUUUCUGACCCUCUCUUGAAAAUAAGCUCAUGUAUAUUGUAAUUUAUCUUGCAUGAUGGAGUUUCUUGUUUAAAGUUGAGUGAAGUAACAAAGUGAAAGUUGCAGCGCUAAUGAAGCGAUGCACUCAGAGAAAUCUGAAACCACUUGAAGUCUUUAUUUGACAAGAUGCCCAAGUAAGUUGGGCAACCACAGCUCACACAAUGUACUCGAGAAUGUGAGGGUUUGACUAUUUUGCUACACCUCCCUCUCCUCACCUUUCUGUCUACUACCCAUCUCUCCUCACCUUCCCUAUCUUAUAUAAUCAGAUGCCUGGCAAGGCAAAAUAUUCUCUUUAUGCCUGUCAGUACUGAUCUGCAGGAUAACUGAAGAUAUAUUCUUGUCUUUUCAUGCAAGAGAUGACUUUCCUCCAGCCUCCCUGCUCAGUCAAAUUAAUUUCCUACCACUGUUUCACUGGUUAUGUUUGAGUAUCUCCAGUUAUCUUAUAAAUGCAAACAGUAUCAUUUAUGUCAGGUGACCAUAAUGGAGAAAGAGGGAUGUGAUUUACUCAUGCAGUAUGUGUGAAUGAUGAUUAAAGGGACUCUGUUGUAUCUCAACUACCUACUUUAGAACACACUCUGUAGGUACAGUCUACUUUUUUAUAGCCAUACUACUGUGAACUACACAAACUCCCAUAACUGCAACUGAAACCUGUUAAACAUGCAGAUACAUGUACUGUUUUACAGCAUAGAAAAUCUAUAUUUUUAGAAUAACAAUGUAUCAUAUGACUGUAUGUGAAAGGGGUUUGCUCAUAUGAUGAACUGUAUCAGUUAAUUCUGCAGCUUUCCUCAGCUGUACAGAGCUUUGCAGUGUGUUUUUAGCUCAUUGUUUAGCUGUGCAGCCUGCAAUGUUACUGGUAUCAUUCACUCUCACUGCACCAUUGACCGCAGGCAGCUGUUUACAGAAUAAAAGCUCUAAAAACCUGCACUACCUGCUCAGCACCAAACAGCAGACAGACCCAGUAAGCAACUGGCUAGAGAACAAAAUGAAGCAUUUGGCAGCUAAAGAGACAGGUAUUUCUCUCAGGAGUUGGUACAGACCAAAGGAGCUAAAAGAGAGUAAAUGUUGGCCUGACAUUGGUCGAGUGCUCAGAAACAUGACUCCAAAUAAAUGUGAUGGUUGCCCUGUAACUACUGGUUAGUAAAUAAGCAACUGUACAAACUUACAGUUGCUUAUUUACACAUUAAAUAGGUUAAAAUUUCCCAGAAGUGGCAAAAACUGAUAUUGCACGCUUAAUAUUUACAGCCUCUACCUGUCGCGUAA
This is a messenger RNA of Lates calcarifer (barramundi perch), 4337 nucleotides long. RefSeq names its product cilia and flagella associated protein 221 (gene cfap221). Bases 357 to 2561 code for a protein of 734 amino acids. Gene Ontology annotation, cellular component: cilium. Gene Ontology annotation, biological process: cilium assembly; cilium movement. NCBI's taxonomy places the organism in Eukaryota, Metazoa, Chordata, Actinopteri, Centropomidae. The transcript is spliced from 23 exons. The record is from RefSeq and is a predicted model, not a curated record.